CUCUCACGGUUUCAAGUUAAACCGGUUUUUUUUUUUUUUAAAUCCGGACCGCUUCCUUUACAGAAAAAUACGAACCGUAGCCCUUUUAUCUUUCAUCGUCAUCGCCUUUCGAUUCGAUCCCAGGCAGAUCGAUCUAAAUUUAUUUUCCAGAUUUCCCCUAAUUUCUUAUCAUAAUCGUUGAAUCGGAUGUCCGUUUGUUUAAAUCCGAAUCUCCUCUAUCGAUUAAUCCCAAAUUCGACCAAAUCCUUUGGCCUCGUGCAAUUCUAGGGUUUCGACUCUGAAUCGGCCCCUUGCGUCUCGUAAUAUUCCAAUCCCUCUCGUUUCUUGGAUCUAAUUUCUGUCUCCUUGCUUUGCCCUUUUGAAUUUGGUCCUAAUUUUGUAAAUUUUUUCUGCCGCGUCAAAUUUCUAGGGUUUCGUAGAGUUCAUCUCGUUAGGGUUUGUUCUUUGUGUAAAAUCUUCUAGGGGUUUUGUUCGCCUCACCUUUCUUUCGCUAUUUCGUAUAUUUUUUUUGUCAAUAAUUUCACGAUUUCACUUGUCAAUUGCAAUUUCUAGGGUUAGGGUUUCUGAAAAAAUCCAGCUUCUUUAUUUGGUAAAAUUGGAUUAGGGUUACGGUUCCUAAGGCCGAUAAAUCCUCUUCUGUUCAUAACCAGCGUUCAAUUGUAUUACUCAAGCCGUCUGCUGUUCCUCUGAAGAAUUAAUAGAGUUUUUGGUUAGCUUAAGUUGGAGUGCGUGGUCCGGUGAAAAUGGCAUAAGUGGUCUGUGAUCAAGUGAAGAUAUGUUGGUGUUCUGAUUAAGUGAGUGAGCAAUUGAAAGCAAGUUACCCGGGUUUUGGCGGAUUUAGAUUAGCAACAUUACAUGCCUGCAGUUCUUGUCUUGGAAAAUCUGUUAUGACAAAUGUUAAUAUGGGAUUCAAAAGGCCCUUUGAUGAUGUCGAGUUCCAGGAGCUUCCUUAUAAGCACUCAAGACAACAUGAAUUCGGUGAUAGGUGCUCACCAUUCUUUGAUGCUGUUUCUUGUUAUGGUGCUCCCCGAAAAACUUAUGUUUCAGGUGAGAAUGGGAGUGGUGAUUGUAAGUCCCAGUGGCUUGAGGUUCUUGAAAAAUAUACUGUUGCUGAAGAUUCAACAGCUGUCAACAAGGGUUGUGUUCCCUUCUCAUCGGUUACCAGGAGUUAUGGUGAAGAAGAUGUGCGUUCUGGACCAGAUGCUUAUUCACCUCCUGCUGAGGAUUUCAAAUUUGACUUCCCAAGGAGAACAUGUGUUCCUUUCAAGGAUGCUUAUUCUUCUUUGUUUGACUGCUCUCCAAGGAAACAAGUUCCAGUUGGACCAGAUCAUCAGGCCAGGAUACCUUUAUGGAGUGGACGCAUGAAAUCGACGGAUCAGAAAGAUGAGAUUUAUAACAACCACAUUUCCUUGCAAUCUUUGGAAUCAGAAAAGACUGUGAACAAUGAUAGUGAGGAAAAGCGUUUAGGGACUUGUGUCAUUCCAAUGCUUGACUCAAACCUCUCAGCACUUGAGUGUGAUAAGGUUGGAUUUGGUCGAACAGAUUGUAGCUGCCUGGACGCAGGUACAGUCAGGUGUGUGCGACAGCAUGUCAUGGAAGCAAGGGAAGAACUUAGAAGAACUCUUGGAAAUGAAAAGUUUGUCAAGUUGGGGUUUUGUGACAUGGGGGAGGAAGUGGCACGAAGAUGGAGUGAAGAAGAAGAGCAGGCCUAUCUUGAGGUUGUUUACUCUAAUCCUGCAUCACUGGGGAGGAAGUUUUGGAAGCAGUUGUCUGCAGUGUUCCCUUCUCGUAGUAAAAGGGAACUGGUCAGCUAUUAUUUUAAUGUAUUUAUGCAUCGCAGGCGGGGCGCUCAGAACAGAUCUUGUAUACUAGAAAUAGAUAGUGAUGAUGAUGAGUGGCAUGGAAACGAUGGAGGUUCCAAUGAUGUGCGAGAUGCUGAAGAUGAUGAAGACUCCGUUAUUGAGUCUCCUUACUAUCAAGAUGAUCGUGUGGGCAAUGAAGAAGAUUACUCUGAAGAAGAUGAUAGUAGUGAUGGUGGCGACAGUGAUCGUGAUGUGGGGCAUGUUGAAGGAGAUUCUAGCGAAGCGGAUGGCAGGAUAGAUCAUGUAUCACAAUCAUACAUGCUGAAGUCAGUCAAGGAAGGAAAGUUUGAUACACUGGGGGAUUGGGAAAAGAAUUCAGGGUGUACUGGAGAGGAAUUUGAUUUCCAAGAUGAUUCGUGUGUAUCUUUCGAAUUUCAGUCCAAUAUCCAUGAUUCUCGCAGCAAAUGCUUGGAUAGCCAACCUAAUGCAUCCAGUGAUGCAGCUGGUCAUGCAUAUUUAUUGGAGCCUUGCAACGCUAAAGUUUGGGACGGAAGGUUCGCGGUGGACACCAUGAAAGGCGAUGAUCUACUGCCAACGUGGAGUAUGAUUGAAGACAUAUUUGAUCAAGGAAUGGCGGAUUACAAGAUGACGGAUGAGCGCAAGGCACCAGCCGGUGGCUAGGUGGCUUACGAAAUAAUUCUUUUAACCCCAAUUAGUUGCUAAUAAAAAAAUAUGAAAAGAAAUGUUGAGUGGUUAAACUCGUCAUCAAAUACAUCGUCUUUUUCCUUGUUCUCUUA
Pyrus x bretschneideri (Chinese white pear) is the source of this 2599-nucleotide messenger RNA. RefSeq lists its product as uncharacterized. The record is from RefSeq and is a predicted model, not a curated record. Lineage: Eukaryota; Viridiplantae; Streptophyta; Magnoliopsida; Rosales; Rosaceae. Bases 888 to 2483 code for a protein of 531 amino acids. The transcript is spliced from 4 exons.